GCUCAUUUCCUCAGGAGAGGGUGACGGCAGGGUGAAAAAUAAAAGUGCUAGGCGACUGCUCUCUUCCUGGCUUUUAGUUGCAAAGCCCAAGCACAGAGAGGGCACGAAUUCGUCAAGCACACAUCUCGAAGAAUCACACCAUGCCAAACUACAAACUCACUUAUUUUAAUAUGAGGGGGAGGGCAGAAAUUAUCCGUUACAUAUUUGCAUAUUUAGACAUAAAGUAUGAAGACCACCGAAUAGAACAAGCUGAUUGGCCUGAAAUCAAAUCAGCUCUUCCAUUUGGCAAAAUCCCCAUUUUGGAAGUCGAUGGGCUUAACCUUCACCAGAGCCUCGCAAUAGCAAGAUACUUGACCAGAAACACAGAUUUGGCUGGAAAAACAGAAGUGGAACAAUGUCAAGUUGAUGCAAUUGUGGACACGUUGGACGAUUUCAUGUCGCGUUUUCCUUGGGCAGAGAAGAGACAAGAUAUAAAAGAUCAGACGAUUAAUGAGCUACUUACCUAUGAUGCACCUCAUCUUCUGCAAGAUUUGGACACAUAUUUAGGGGAAAAAGAGUGGUUGAUUGGUAACUCUGUGACUUGGGCAGAUUUCUACUGGGAAAUCUGCAGUACCACACUUUUGGUCUUUAAACCUGACUUGUUGGAUGUCCAUCCCAGGCUGGUGACGGUACGGAAGAAAGUCCAAGCCAUUCCUGCCAUCGCUGACUGGAUACAACGCAGGCCGCAAACCAGACUCUAGGCUGAGUUCUUGCUGACACUGGUGAACAUCUGCUUCAAAUAGCAAUAAAAUGAAAGAUACAUAA
Equus quagga is the source of this 804-nucleotide messenger RNA. RefSeq names its product hematopoietic prostaglandin D synthase (gene HPGDS). The coding region runs from base 141 to 740 and encodes 199 amino acids. Gene Ontology annotation, molecular function: glutathione transferase activity. NCBI's taxonomy places the organism in Eukaryota, Metazoa, Chordata, Mammalia, Perissodactyla, Equidae. The transcript is spliced from 6 exons. Gene Ontology annotation, biological process: glutathione metabolic process. The record is from RefSeq and is a predicted model, not a curated record.